CUGGCCGGGCAUUAUUAUUUUCCAGAGUGUCGUACAAACUAAGGAUCUCAGCUCUUGCAUGCAAAGAGGAAAAAAAUGUCAUUUUCUACAACCAAAGGAGACUAGGAAGAAGAGUCGAGCGACAAAAUCAUUAAUCUUGUGGCUCUCAUCUCUUAGCAACUGGAUCGAUGAAUUGGUCAUUACCGGACGUCAAAGUCUUCCGAACUUAGAAAAUUCAAUCCCUCCUCCACUACGGAACUUGAUGUGGCCAGAGCACAUUGAGAGCUACGUAGGAUCCAUCUCAUGGAUUUAAUGGUGUGAUACUGAAAGACAACAGAGUAGAAUAGACAGCACUGUGUCGCCGUUGGUGGUCUGUAAUUUCCAGGGACCAAGUAUUUUUUGUCCUGCUUGAACUUUGACUUCUUCAACUCUCCCAUCUCCAUAUUUCACUCGGUGAGAGAAUAGUACCUAACGACCAAAAUUCUCCUUUAAAGUUCUGAUAAAUUGUUGUUCUUGUGCUUUACGUCUUUGAUCAAUCCUUACGUCGGCUCUCAUUCAUACUUCCAUGACUUUAUCACUUUGUUUUUUUGCUUUCCUAUGUCUGAUCUUAUUUCCUGAUCAUGUUGCUCAAUCUCAAAACGUUGAAUUCGUCUUUCAUGGAUUCAAAGGUCAGGAAGCAAGUCUCAUCACAGAGGGAGCCUCUUUUACCAAGCCCACUGGUUUACUUCGGCUCACCAAUCGAUCAAACUUCGUUACAGGCCAUGCAUUCUAUACCAAACCCGUUCCGAUCAUUAACAGGAGUAGUUCUUCUUCAUCCCGAAACGCUUAUUCUUUCAGCACAUCUUUUGUUUUUUGCAUAAUCCCCCCAGGCUCCGGCAGAGGUGGUCAUGGUUUUGCUUUCAUUUUGUCUCCCGACAAGCACCUUCCUGGAGCUCAGGAUGAGCAUUACCUUGGAAUUUUCAAGGAAUCCAACGAUGGAAAUUCUUCCAAUCAUAUAUUUGCUGUUGAAUUUGAUACGGUUAAAGGGUAUAACGAGCCUUCCGAUUCUGAAGGAAACCAUGUGGGGAUCAACAUCAAUGGCAUGUCUAAUCCCGUGGCAGCUAGACCAGCUGCUUAUAGUGAGCAGGGCAAUGAACAAAACGAAAGAGAUAUUAAAUUGGAGAGCGGUGAUCGUAUUCUUGCCUGGAUAGAAUAUGAUGGGCAGCAAAAAGUUGUGAAUGUUACAAUAUCUCCAGCAAAGAAACCGAAACCGAGCAAACCCCUCAUUACUCUGCAAAAAGAUCUGACUUCCAUUCUUUUGGAUAGCAUGUAUGUUGGUUUCUCCGCAUCAACGGGCGAGAAAUCAAGCUCUCAUUACAUCUUAGGAUGGAGUUUUUCGACGAAAGGAGUUGCUCCUCCACUAAAUCUUUCACAACUUCCUGCGCCACCUCCAGAGGAGAAAAGUCUAUCUUUCAAACCCCAAGUUACUGCAGUGACUGCCACUUUAUCUGUUUUAACGAUUAUUUUGUUGGGACCCUAGUAGCUUGUAUUAAUUGAAUUUUUCUUGAGGUAUUUGUAUUAAUUGAAUUUUGAAAUAGUGUUGUCACAUUGAUUUUCAUAUAUAAAAUAAAAUGUAUUUAAUUUUUCUUUGAAGGAUAGACUAAUAAUGUAUUUUUGGUAUGGUUAGGAGGUCCAUAAAUAUUGGGUCGUUGACUCUAUUAUUAUUCUUCAUAUGGACACGCAACCAAUGAAUUAAAUACGGA
Messenger RNA from Juglans regia (Persian walnut), 1721 nucleotides. Its product is annotated as lectin-domain containing receptor kinase VI.3-like. Gene Ontology annotation, molecular function: carbohydrate binding. The record is from RefSeq and is a predicted model, not a curated record. The transcript has a single exon. Bases 545 to 1498 code for a protein of 317 amino acids. Lineage: Eukaryota; Viridiplantae; Streptophyta; Magnoliopsida; Fagales; Juglandaceae.